GUUCCCGGCGCUUGUCCGCUCGGGCGGCCUGGCCGUGAUGUUCCCGAGGGUGUCCGCGGUCGUCCACCUCCGGCCCGUUUCCCGCCUGCCUUUGAGCCCCGGAGGCCCGGCUGGGGCGAGCGCGGUGCUCGCGGCCCAGCACGGAGCGGUCAGGACAAAUAAUAUCCAGAGAUAUUUUGGCACUACUAGCGUGAUUUACAGCAAGAAAGAUGAGCAGUCCGUUCCACCCCAGGAGACUUCCAAGGAGACAGAGGACCAAGAUGGUGUGAAGGAGAAAAAGAAAAAAGACUUGUUGGGUAUUAUUAAGGACAUGAAAAUCGAAUUAAGCACAGUAAAUGUGCGGACUACAAAGCCACCAAGCAGACGACCUGUUAAAAGCUUGCCACCUGCAGUUGGCAAACCUCGGAAAGCUGCAGAAGAUGCCCCGAAGCAGAGCGGUGAGCCCCUGAGUCCCGAGUUGGUGUCGGCCGUGUCGGCUGUCGCAGACUCUCUGCCCUUCGACAAGCAGACGACCAAGUCAGAACUGCUUAGGCAGCUCCAGCAAUAUGAGAAGGAGUCCAGGGCCCAGAAAGAAGGAGAAAGACCCAAAAUUAGUUUCAGUAACCUAAUAUCGGAUAUGAAAGUCGCUCGGAACACCACAGCAAGAGUCAGUACAAGGCCAGUGCAUCAGAUCCAGUUUGACGAAGGCACUGACCAUAUUCUUCUGGGUGAGAAGACGAUCGACAUGAGAAAUAGUAUUAAGAGAAGUAUAUCCAAGGGGAAGAGACUUAACAUUUUUGAGCCGAAGACAGACACUGCAGAGGCACCCAAAGCAGAGACGGCCCCUACACUUUGGGAUGUGGAAUUUGCGAAGCAGUUAGCCACAGUAAACCAACAACCCUUUCGGAAUGGUUUUGAAGAGAUGAUCGAGUGGACAAAGGAAGGGAAACUGUGGACAUUCCCAAUUGACAAUGAAGCUGGUUUUGAUGAUGACGGUUCAGAAUUUCACGAACAUAUAUUUCUGGAUAAAUACCUGGAGGAUUUUCCAAAACAAGGACCUAUUCGCCACUUCAUGGAGCUGGUGACCUGUGGCCUUUCCAAAAACCCAUAUUUGAGUGUUAAACAGAAGGUGGAACACAUAGAAUGGUUUAGAAAUUAUUUUAAUGAAAAACAGGAUAUUCUAAAAGAAAGUGGCAUUCAGUUCAGUUCAUGACUAUGCAAUUUUUUUAUUUCAAGCUCCUGGAAAUAGGUAUAUCACUAAAUAAAUUCUACUGGAAGUUUUUCUA
Messenger RNA from Sorex fumeus (smoky shrew), 1265 nucleotides. RefSeq names its product mitochondrial ribosomal protein S31 (gene MRPS31). The record is from RefSeq and is a predicted model, not a curated record. Gene Ontology annotation, molecular function: structural constituent of ribosome. Lineage: Eukaryota; Metazoa; Chordata; Mammalia; Eulipotyphla; Soricidae. The coding region runs from base 38 to 1192 and encodes 384 amino acids. The transcript has 7 exons. Gene Ontology annotation, cellular component: mitochondrial small ribosomal subunit.